This is a messenger RNA of Pseudogymnoascus verrucosus, 1197 nucleotides long. RefSeq names its product translation initiation factor eIF4A (gene TIF1). Gene Ontology annotation, molecular function: ATP binding; RNA binding; RNA helicase activity. The record is from RefSeq and is a predicted model, not a curated record. Lineage: Eukaryota; Fungi; Ascomycota; Leotiomycetes; Thelebolales; Thelebolaceae. The transcript has 3 exons. The coding region runs from base 1 to 1197 and encodes 398 amino acids.
AUGGCUUCCACCGAUAAGGGUCUCGAGGAGAUCCCAGAGGGACAGAUCGAGUCCAACUACGAUGAGACCGUCGACUCUUUCGAUACCAUGGACCUCAAGCCCGAGCUCCUCCGUGGUGUCUACGCCUACGGUUUCGAGCGCCCAUCUGCUAUCCAGCAGCGCGCCAUCAUGCCAGUCAUCAAGGGACACGAUGUGAUUGCCCAGGCCCAGUCCGGUACCGGAAAGACCGCCACCUUCUCCAUCUCCGUUCUCCAGAAGUUGGACCCCAACAUCAAGCAGUGCCAGGCCCUCAUCCUUGCACCAACCCGUGAGUUGGCCCAGCAGAUCCAGAAGGUCGUUGUCGCCAUCGGUGACUUCAUGAACAUCGAGUGCCACGCCUGUAUCGGUGGUACCUCCGUCCGUGAUGACAUGAAGGCUCUCCAGGAGGGUCCUCAAAUCGUUGUCGGUACCCCCGGUCGUGUCCACGACAUGAUCCAGCGCCGUUUCCUCAAGACCGACUCCAUGAAGAUGUUCGUUCUUGAUGAGGCCGAUGAGAUGUUGUCGCGCGGUUUCACCGAGCAGAUCUACGAUAUCUUCCAGCUCCUUCCUCAAUCCACCCAGGUCGUUCUCCUGUCCGCCACCAUGCCCCAGGACGUCCUUGAGGUCACCACCAAGUUCAUGCGCGACCCCGUCCGUAUCUUGGUCAAGAAGGCCGAGCUUACCCUUGAGGGUAUCAAGCAGUUCUACAUCGCGGUUGAGAAGGAGGACUGGAAGCUCGACACCCUGUCGGAUCUCUACGAGACCGUCACCAUCACCCAGGCUGUCAUCUUCUGCAACACCCGUCGCAAGGUCGACUGGCUUACCGACAAGCUCACUGCCCGUGAUUUCACCGUCUCUGCCAUGCACGGAGAUAUGGACCAGGGUCAGCGUGACCUGAUUAUGAAGGAGUUCCGUUCCGGAUCUUCCCGUGUCCUGAUCGCCACCGACCUUUUGGCCCGUGGUAUCGAUGUCCAGCAAGUUUCCCUGGUCAUCAACUACGAUCUGCCCGCCAACCGUGAGAACUACAUUCACAGAAUCGGUCGUGGUGGACGUUUCGGACGUAAGGGUGUUGCCAUCAACUUCGUCACCGCUGAUGAUGUCCGCAUGAUGAGAGAGAUUGAGCAGUUCUACAGCACCCAAAUCGAGGAGAUGCCAAUGAACGUUGCCGACCUCAUCUAA